Messenger RNA from Amphimedon queenslandica, 1033 nucleotides. RefSeq lists its product as uncharacterized. Gene Ontology annotation, biological process: cell-matrix adhesion. The transcript is spliced from 5 exons. NCBI's taxonomy places the organism in Eukaryota, Metazoa, Porifera, Demospongiae, Haplosclerida, Niphatidae. The record is from RefSeq and is a predicted model, not a curated record. Bases 48 to 857 code for a protein of 269 amino acids.
AGUAAGAGCUGAAUUUAUUGCAACAGAGAAACAACUAUCAGUUCAUAAUGGGAUCAGGACUGUUACCAGGAAUAAUACUAGUUAUACUGAGUACAUGUUAUACAAAUGGCCUAACAUUGAAUGACCUGUACCCAUAUGGUACACAACAUGGGGACACAAUGAGGACUGGAUCUAGUGUUUCAGGAGUAUUUCUGGCUCCAAUUGAUAAUUUAGUUGCAUUUGGUCCAGCUGGAGCUACAGCAACAGAUUACAGAGUCAUACACAAUGGGUUCUUGAGACUUGCAAAUAAUGGCAAUAAUAAAUUUAUCUUUUUGAAUUUGCUCCUUGUGACUUCAGGUGAUUUUUCCAAUACUAUAGUAUAUGGUAGGACUACUGCUGAUCCAGGGUUAAUUAAAAGAGCAAUGGAUCAGAUUAAUGAAGCAUUUCCUUAUACUUUCUGCAGUACAUCUCCUCCUACACAAUUAAUAAUAGGAACAUGGAUAGAUCAUCGAAAAGCUGGCACAAAUUUAGGCAGUAACUUCCAGGCAAUUCUUGUAACUAAUGGAAGCAUUACAUUUGGUAUUGCUCUAUAUGUCAAUGUACGCAUUGCCACAGCUGAUACUGGAAUAAGUUCAAGCAUUAAUGGUGUUUAUGCAGAACUUGAUCCUUUAUUUCCAUUUGGUGCUAAUGUUAUGGAUGCUCCUAGCAUGAUGCUUAAUAGCAGCAUACCAGGGACAUAUAUAUUUUCACUGAAUCAUAUACCACCACCAGAUAGUUGUAAUUCUGUCUGCUAUUCUUGCAAGGCCAGACUUGUUCAGUUGGCAUGCGAAACUAGGAGGGUUAAUGGUGAAAAUGUACCAGCUUCUUGUAACUAUUAACAUUCUAUUUCAUGGGGUUUUGUUUUUGAGAUUGAUAUUGUUUAUAAUUAGUGAGAAUUAGCAAAGUAAAGUCAAUAUAAAGACAGUUGUUAUUUUAUCAACGUUAAUUAAAUUUUCAUUUUUGUCUUAGAUCAUUUUUUAAUAGCUAUUUUUGUAACAAAUAAAUGCCAGACUCA